Messenger RNA from Scatophagus argus, 3146 nucleotides. Its product is annotated as inter-alpha-trypsin inhibitor heavy chain H3-like. The coding region runs from base 83 to 2806 and encodes 907 amino acids. Lineage: Eukaryota; Metazoa; Chordata; Actinopteri; Scatophagidae. The record is from RefSeq and is a predicted model, not a curated record. The transcript has 22 exons.
UGUACACAUUAAUGCUGUCCUUGUCUGUUUGAGUUUAAAAGACAGUUUCUGCUGCCUGAGUUGCACUCUGGCAGGAGCCAUCAUGGAGAGAACUGUGGUGCGAGUCACCCUCUUUGGGCUGCUGCUGCUGCCUUUGAUUACCACAUUACCAAAUAAGGACGACUGGGACAUCUACAGCUUUCACAUUAACUCCACAGUGACCAGUCGAUAUGCCACCACUGUCAUCACAAGCCGCGUGGCCAAUCGGAUGGACGAGUCAAAGGAAAUAGAGUUCCAAGUCCGGAUUCCCAAGAACGCCUUCAUCAGUAAAUUUAAAAUGCUUAUAGAUGGCCAGGAGUACGAUGGUGUUGUGAAAGCUAAGGAGCAAGCUCAGCAGCAGUACAGUGAGGCUGUGUCCCGUGGCCAAAGUGCAGGGCUGGUCAGUUCUGUAGGGAGGACCCUUGAGGAAUUUAAGACCUCUGUUACUGUGGCUGCUCACAAAAAAGUCACAUUCGAACUGACAUAUGAGGAACUGCUGAAACGUAGGCUUGGCAAGUACGAGCUGCAAAUCCAUGCUCGACCCAUGCAACCUGUCAAAGACUUCAAGAUUGAUGUCUACAUUAACGAAAAAGCCGGCAUCAAUUUCCUUGAGGUUAAAGGAGGUCUAAGCACCAAAGCCCUGGCUAAUGCUAUCACCAAAACACAUGCAGACAAAGAGGCAUGGGUGUAUUUCUACCCGACAGAAGACCAGCAGAAAACAUGUGACAGCUGUGGAGAUCAGGGUAUGAACGGAGACCUGAUUAUUGUUUAUGAUGUCAACAGGGACACCUCACUGGGAGACAUCAAGAGAUCACCUGGGUACUUUGUUCAUCACUUUGCUCCAUCAAGUCUUCCUCGCAUACCAAAAAAUGUUGUCUUUGUGAUUGAUCGAAGUGGAUCAAUGAGUGGCAGGAAAAUGCAACAGACCCGCAUAGCAUUAAUCCAUAUCUUGAAUGACCUGGCAGAAGAUGACUACUUUGGUCUUAUCACUUUUGAUGGCAGCAUUUUUCACUGGAAACGAGAACUUGUUCAGGCCAACAGCAGGAACCUGGAGAGCGCCAAGGAAUUUGCGCAGAAUAUUAAAGAUAGAGGAGCCACUGACAUUAACGAAGCAGUGUUGGAAGGAGCACGUAUGCUGAAUGCACAUCCCAGGGAGGGUUCAGCAUCUAUCCUGAUACUUCUGACUGACGGAGACCCAACCACAGGGGUCACAAAUCUCGAAGCAAUACAAUCAAAUGUAAGACAGGCUAUUGCUGGCAAAUUCCCUCUCUACUGUCUCGGUUUUGGUUUUGAUGUCAAUUUUGAGUUCCUUGAGAAGAUGUCCCUCCAAAAUAAUGGUGUGGCACGACGGAUUUAUGAAGACUCCGAUGCUGAUUUACAGCUGAAGGGUUUCUAUGAAGAGGUUGCCACUCCUCUGUUGACAGAUGUGACUAUGAUCUACAUUGGUGGGACAAAUCUAACCCAGACUAACUUCAGCCAGUAUUACAAUGGUUCUGAGAUUGUGGUGGCUGGUCAGAUCACUGACAACAACAUCGAAACAUUCACUCCACAAGUUGUGGCCAUUUCAAAAAAUACAAGGGUGGUGUUUUCUGACACUAAUGGCACCUUGGAGUCCACUGGAACAGUGUCGGACAGCCAAAUGCAGAGGGUUUGGGCCUACCUCACAGUCAAACAGCUUCUGGAGAAAGAGCUGCUGUUAUCUGGACCUGAGAAGGAGAAUGUGAAGGGAGAAGCCUUGAGGCUGUCACUGAAGUACAACUUUGUGACCCCACUCACAUCCAUGGUUGUCACCAAACCUCUGGGAGAGACAACAGAUGUGCUCCAUAAACCCAAAGAAGGAGAAACACCCCCAGCACAGCAUCCUGCCUUAGCUCGUCGAACACCUUUUAGAUCUAAUUGGAUACUUCCAAAAGGUCCAAACAGAGUCCACCGCAUUGUUGGAGGUGAAGUUAGAGCUGGUGCCUCACCAGUAGGCCAUAGCUUUACACAUGAACACAGUUCUGAUAAGACAGGAGGAUCAAGCGGAGCUCGUUCCUCUGGGGUUAAACUGUCCCCAGCCGGCUCACCGGUAAAGAAAUACCUAUCUAGAGGUCCUCCUCAUAUUUUUAUGGAUUAUGAUGAUUUUGGCGGAGCUUUUCCCACAAUUGUGACAGCAACGAAUGCUCCUCUUUUACACAGGUUUUUGCUGAAAACCGAGAAUCUGUCUCUUCCACUCUGUUUUGAUGUUGUUGGAGAGGUUCGCCUCAAACUACUUCACCACCCCAGCAGGGAGCUGUCUGUGAAUGGUGAGCUUGAUUCAGUAACACAUGGAGGCUUCAAAAGGAUUGUUGCCCACUUAAAAACUGACCUGCAUGUCGAGGUUGACCCCAAGGGAAUCACUGUGCGAGACGGGCAGACAGAAACACAACACACUGGACAGGAUCUCAUCACAGUUGAAAGCAUGACCCUGAUUAAGCGCGACAAGGAAAUAGAUGUUCUGGUCGGAGACACACGCAUGGUCAUCUUGAUUCACGAGAAAGGUGGUGAAGAAUUCCUCUGGCCGGUUUUAAGACAGCAGCCACUGAACGCCAGUGUUACAGGAAUUUUAGCUGUGAAGCCAACAGUUGACAAGGAGGUGCAGCAAACUCCAUCUACAAAACUUAGGCUCAAUAACCAGGAGGUUAUUGUCACCAGAUCUGAUGCUGUUGACUACAGUAUUGUCUCUCAUCCCACUCUGGACUGUUGGCUCAUGUCUGCUGAGUCAGCCCUGCAGAAACCCCUGGACAAUUUCAUCGUUUCACAACUUUAACUGUGAAACGUGCUGAAUCAUUUGCAAAGAUUUUAUUCCAUCAGAGAGAAGUGAGGCAAACGGUGAUUCAUCAUGGAAAAAGACAUGUUACUAUUAUGAGAAUAAACAGUAGUACAGAUCUUGUACUGCCCUGUACGAAGUUGAUAUUAAUGGAUUUGUCAGGUGGUUCACAUGCUUGAUUCUUCAAUCUUAAGAAUGUGUGUGUGCUGCUUGUUCUACAGCAAAACAGCCCUGCAUGACGUCAACUCAACUUUCAAGAUGACCUGAAUGCACAGAGCUGUUACACGUCUUCAUUGUUCUUAUAAAAUUAAAAGAUUAAAAUCAUCAAAUUUAAAAGAAA